Papaver somniferum (opium poppy) is the source of this 1919-nucleotide messenger RNA. RefSeq names its product E3 ubiquitin-protein ligase DA2L-like. The record is from RefSeq and is a predicted model, not a curated record. The coding region runs from base 189 to 1514 and encodes 441 amino acids. Gene Ontology annotation, cellular component: cytoplasm. NCBI's taxonomy places the organism in Eukaryota, Viridiplantae, Streptophyta, Magnoliopsida, Ranunculales, Papaveraceae. The transcript has 9 exons.
CUCGACUCAAGUUCUUUUCACUUUCGCUUUUGUCGUACUUCUAACUAAACACUUAUCCUUUGUUUCUGUGGAACUUUAUUUAGUUUGCUUGUUUGCGAAAUUUAGAGAAUCUAAAGAAAAAUGAGAAAGAAAAUAAAGAAAAACGAGAAAUAGUCGAAAUUCAAUGAAGAUUAAGAAGAAGUUAGAAAAUGGGGAAUAAGAUGUGUAGUUCAAGAAGGAACAUGGUUGAAGAGAGAUUUACAAGACCACAAAGACUUAUUAGACAACCAUCAUAUGUUGAUUAUAAGAAACUUAGAAAAUUGAUACUCAAUGAAAAACUUGCACCUUGUUUCGAUGGAAUUGAGGAUAUUUCUGAUGAUUCUGACGAUCUUGAAGAAUGUCCCAUUUGUUUCUUUUUUUAUCCUAGUUUGAAUCGAUCCAGAUGUUGUAUGAAAGGAAUUUGCACUGAGUGCUUUUUGCAGAUGAAGCCAUCUCCUGUUACACAGCUAACUCAGUGCCCGUUUUGCAAAUGCUCCAGCUAUACUGUUGAGUACCGUGGGGCAAGAACGAAGGAAGAAAAGUGCAUUGAACAAGCUGAAGAGCAAAAGGUCAUGGAGGCCAAAAUUAGAAUACAAUCUGAAGAAUUGCAAAACUCGGAUCAGGUCAGGCUUACCAAUAGAAACUUGUCUGUCAUGGAAGUUCAGUCUCCAGCUUCAGGUUCCAUGGAGGUGUCAAAUGCAGGCGGUGUACAGGACUUAGGGGCCUUGAGCCUUCCUUCAGCAAAUGGACAUGUUGAUGCUUCCGAAUCUUCACUUCUAAAUGCCUGGAAUGAAAGAAAUGCAGAAUUUGGUGUAGAUCUUGAAGAACUCAUGAUGAUGGAAGCUAUUUGGCGCUCUAUUCAGGAUACCGCCUCACAUAAGUGUGCAUCUGAGCGAUCUUCAGGCUCAAAUGGCAAUGGUAGAUCCCGAAUUGAGAACUACCUUCCAUACGAAAUCAUAUCAUCUUCAACACUCACAGACCUUCCGGAUUGUCUUCCAUCAGAUUCAGCAAGUGGUGGAAUUGCUAUUGCAGUUGCAAGAAUUGCUGAAAGAAGCAUUCUUCACUCCGGAACAUUUCACUCAAUUAGGGAAUUCAGUCAGACUAGUCAAACCCAAGAUGAAAUUUCUGUGGGAGAACACGAGGCUGGACCUUUUGAAUCUUCUGAAGAUCCUGACUUCAAUGAUGCAAGAUCAGGAAAUGAAUGUCUCUCCAUUUCUGCAACCAGUAGUGAUGAUAGUUGGGAUUCAUUCUCUGCAUCUUUCCAAGAUAGAAAUCAAUGUUCAGAUGAAGACGGUUUCAACUCUGAUGAAGAUCCAGUAAUGGAGGUUUUCGACACCGACUCCUCUUGUUCAAGUAGUGUUCAUACAAUCUCAGAUGUGUCUACUAACCAAAUCCCAAGUGAUUGCAACAAUUAUGAGAGCUACUGCGGCUCCAACCAUCCAGGCCCUAUAGCCUCACAAGCUGAAUUAAGGUUGUUGGAUAACUCCAAUUCAUAGUAUACGACUGAAUUUUUAUGCCUUACAUUGGAUUAUAAUAACUCAAGGUCUUGUAAAGGAUGGAUCGAGAAUGAUGAUGCACUCAUCCAUAUUUGCUUAGGAACUCCGUUCAGGCUUGUUGGAUCAUUCACCUCAGGAUUUUCAACCUUUUUAAAAGCAUCCCGAAAUUUGGGUUUCAAAUUACUAUUUGGUGUGAAAUGUAUCAUAACUUGUGCAUGUGAUUUAUCUUGUACAUUAUAGGCACGCCACAUAGAUCAACCGAGAAGAAUUAAAUUUGUUGUUGUUAGGCGUGUGAAACAUUUUAGUGAUUGUGUUUUUGGUUAACAUUGGAAAUAUAAAUGCUAUUCUUUUUAUAAUGGCAAUGUAACAAAUUGCCAACUUUUUAAAGAAUUAUUACAAGCAACA